GGAGGCGCAUUAUAAUCCUUGGACUCCGUGUAUCUUGGGGAAGAAUGCGUCUGUCCACAGUGCUCCUAUGGGUGCUGGUGCUCCAGCAGACAUUUGCCGAUAUUCCCGACUGCGACUACUUUGACACUGUGGAUCUGUCAGCCAGCCAGAGGCUCCCCAAUGGUUCGUAUAUCUACGAGGGCCUUCUUAUUCCCGACAAAUUGACGGGGGAAUAUGACUACAGGCUAAUGCCGGACGACUCCAAGGAGUCGGCGGACAGACACUGGCGGGGAUGUGCCUGCAAGUUGAAGCCUUGUGUUCGGUUCUGCUGCCGUCACGAUCAGAUAUUAGAGAACGGUGAAUGCAACGAUGCCAUGGAGCAGGAACUGGCCCAGAUCGAUCCCUACUUGAAUGUGACCCGCGCCGACGGUUCGGUGGUGAAGAGGCACUUCCGCACCCAACUGAUUCUCCAGAAGGAUUUGCCCAUGCCCUGUACCGACCUAUACCCACUGGACAACAGGAGGGAGAGCGAUACGUACACACUGUAUGAGAACGGAACCUUCCUGCGACACAUGGACAACGCAGCAAUGAACAAGCGCGGGUACUGCAUCCAGCACAAUCAGCUCGAUGCCAACGACCCAGACCCCAUACGCAUCGUCCCCCACAACUGUUUGAUACGGCAGCCAAAGACUGGACAAACAGUAGUGAUGAUGACAUCUCUGGUAUGCAUGAUCCUUACCAUCGGCGUCUACCUGUGCGUUAAGAAGCUUCACCGGAAUCUACAAGGAAAGAGCUUUAUCUGCUACAUGGUUUGCCUGUUCAUGGGAUACUUUAUCCUUCUGUUGGACUUGUGGGAUCUGUCGGAAGGAUUCUGCCUCACGGCAGGUUUCUUGGGCCACUUCUUCGUUAUGGCCGCUUUCUUUUGGCUCUCCGUCAUCAGCCUGCACCUGUGGAACGGGUUCCGCGGCAGCUCCAGCUCUCACAAUCACGUUCUGCCCAAUUAUCUAUUCCUGGCCUUCAACGCAUACGCCUUUGGCAUGGCGGCGAUCCUAACCGUAAUCAUUUACCUGGUGGACACGUUUGUAGAACGAGGGGUACCUGAGAACGAGGACUGGAUGCCUCGCGUGGGAUAUUACAGCUGCUGGAUCAAUACUGUUGACUGGUCUGCCAUGCUCUACUUCUAUGGACCCAUGCUGGUGCUGAUCGCCUUUAACAUGACCAUGUUUAUCCUAACGGCCAUUCGAAUCGUAGCGGUGAAGAAGGAGCUGAAGACCUUCACACAACGCCAGGAGCGAAAGAAAAAGCUCAACUCGGAAAAACAGACUUACAGCUUCUUCCUGCGUCUGUUCAUCAUCAUGGGCAUGUCGUGGAGCCUCGAAAUAAUCUCAUAUUUGGUGCAGAACAACGAAUUCUGGAGGAAGGUCUUCGAGGUGGCUGACUACUUCAACUGGUCGCAGGGCAUAAUCAUAUUCGUGCUGUUCGUCCUGAAGCGCAGCACCCUGAAACUCUGUAUGGACCGACCAAUGAAACAGCAUAAAUGGAGCGCUAACAGCACAAAAUCAUACACAGCUGGAUGUUCGUCUGGCCGAUUUACCCAUAAGCUGAACUCAUCCCAGGUAUAGCGUCUACCAACUGCCAAUUACUGCUAUUGCGACACCAAAGAACCUUGAUGUAGGUGGCACACUCAACAAGUAAACAAUCGGUAAUGCAAGUUGAAUCCUUAACGGAGGAACCACGAGAGUAAGGAGGCACAGAAAACGACAUGAGGAUCAGCCAAUCUUAUGUACGAAUCUCUCUUAACUAUGAUAUAGUAUUUCUUAGGUAUAUACAAGCCUUUAUAUGUACACUUGAGUUUUAUAAUAGACUUACUGUA
Messenger RNA from Drosophila serrata, 1852 nucleotides. RefSeq names its product methuselah (gene mth). Gene Ontology annotation, cellular component: plasma membrane. Lineage: Eukaryota; Metazoa; Arthropoda; Insecta; Diptera; Drosophilidae. Gene Ontology annotation, biological process: cell surface receptor signaling pathway; G protein-coupled receptor signaling pathway. The record is from RefSeq and is a predicted model, not a curated record. Gene Ontology annotation, molecular function: G protein-coupled peptide receptor activity.